Linum trigynum is the source of this 1476-nucleotide messenger RNA. The record is from the annotation of a GenBank genome assembly. NCBI's taxonomy places the organism in Eukaryota, Viridiplantae, Streptophyta, Magnoliopsida, Malpighiales, Linaceae.
AUGGCUCCCGGGGUGUUCAGCAGUAGUUUCCGCGAUGACUUCUUGGUGUUCAUCAGUUUCAGAGGGUUCGAUGUGCGAUAUGAAUUGAUCGGUUUCCUCUACGCGGCUCUCCGCCGAGCAGGGGUCCGACCCUUGUUCGAUGAGGAUUUCAGGAGAGGGAAAGAGAUCUGGCCAGAGAUCGAGAGAGCGAUUGUAGGUGCCAAGAUGUCGAUCAUUGUUUUAUCGGAAAACUUCGCUAAUUCGGAGUGGUGCUUGGAUGAGGUGGUCCUGAUUAUGGAACUCCACAGAGCUGCAGGUCAAAUCGUUAUUCCGGUGUUCUUCCGCUUGACCAAGGCCGUGGUAGAGCAGCAGAGUGGGAGUUUCGCCGACCCGUUCGCUAUAUACGAUGCGGAGAAGCCUGAAAAGGCGAACACCUUCAGGGCUGCACUGUCAAAUGCGGUGGAAAUCAGUGAUGGAGAUAGGCAUGUAGCGCCUGCAAUUAGGCCCGCAGAAAAAGUUGUUGAUGACAUUGUUCUGAAUGUGUUGGAGAAGAUGAACCUUGAGUCCUUGGAUGCAGAUUACAAAGGACUAGUCGGGAUCAAGCCGCGUAUGCUGCAGGUCCAACAUCUCUUGGAUGCUCCAUCUGAUGGUAUCUGCAUUGUCUCCAUUUGGGGUAUGGGAGGCAUGGGGAAGUCUAAGCUUUCAGAGUGUGUGUAUGGUAGUUGCUGUGGUCAAUUUGAUGGGUUUUGUGCUCUUAGCAACUACGAAGGAGAUCAAUUGCGGCGAGAGUUGUAUGGCAUGAGGAAUAGAGGGUACAAGAAAGUUCUCAUCCUACUGGAUGGAGUGAAUAAAGUGCAACAGAUAGAAUUUUUGGCGGACCUGUGCGAUAAAGUGAAAUUCGGAGCUGAAAGCCGAAUCAUAGUCUCCACCAGGAACAGACAAGUCUUUAAGGGAGUUGGGUGCGAGGAUUUUGAGGUAAGAACGUAUGAGGUUCCACCCUUGACAUCACCUGAAGCACACGAUCUCCUGAGGUUAGUUGCAUUCGGUGGGAACAGUCCUUCAAUCGACUUUGAUGCUGUGGUUGAAGGGGUGAUAAAGUAUGCCGGUGGCAAUCCAGGAGCACUGAUCGAGCUGGGGAAAUUCUUAAGUACGAAGCCAGAUGCACGUUUGUGGGAGAGCAAACUGAAGAAGCUAACACGAUUUCCUCUACCAGGUGUCAAUAGCGAUCUGAUGACUAGUUUCGAUGAACUAGAUUCUGAGGAACGAACCAUUUUCCUCCACGUUGCAUUCAAUUUCAAAAGAAGAGGAAAGGAGGCUGUCAUUGCUGUGUUGGACGCCUGCGAUCUUGAUGCAAUAAAUGGAAUAACAUCUCUGGUGGACAGGUCUCUUGUUCUUGUCGACAGAUAUGAUCGCCUGUCGUUACACGCCCUGCAUGAAGCGAUGGCUACCGAAAUCGUUCGCAAAGAUCCAACUUGGACCAUUGAGAAUUUAAGAUGA